AGAGGAGAGUUUGUCUCUCUGAGCUGUGAGGAGGACGACAGCUCUGCUGGAUGGACGCUGAGGAGGAACACAACCAGAGAAACCAGGACUCAGUGUGGAGCUGGCUGGGGAAGAUCAGCUGGUUCUUCCUGUUACGUCAACUACAUCACUAUAUGGGACAGUGGAGUUUACUGGUGUGAGUGCAGAGAGGGAGCAACCAGUAACACCAUCAACAUCACUGUCACUGAUGGACCAGUGAUCCUGCAGAGUCCUGUCCUCCCUGUGAUGGAGGGACAUGAUGUCACUCUGCACUGUAAAACAAAGACCCCUCCCUCCAACCUCCCAGCUGGUUUCUAUAAAGAUGGCUCCCUCAUCAGGACUGAGCCUACAGGUCACAUGACCAUCCACCAUGUUAACAAGUCUGAUGAAGGCCUCUACAAGUGUAACAUCAGCAGUCGUGGAGAGUCUCCAUCCAGCUGGAUCUCUGUCACAGGUGGACCUACAACCUCAGCCCCGCCUGCAUCUGCAGCCCCUCCACCUGCUUCAGACCCCCUCCAGCUUGUGUUCAGACUGAUCUACCACCUUGUGUUGUUCUGUCCAUACUGCAUCUCCACUGUCAUCAUGGUGUCCUUAUAUCGACACAGGCAAACAGGAAAUGACCUGCCCAUCUCCAUGGUGAUGACCUCACCCACCCAGGCUGAGGAUGGAUUGGAUGAUGACAGUAAUGUUGUCAUCACUGCUGUCACCACAGAGCAUCACUUCUGAGUUGAUCCAGUGUGUUCAGUGUGUUCUGGUUCUUAAUGAAGCUAAAAUGUUUGAGUCAUCGGCAAAUAAACCUCAGAUUUCCUUUAUAGAUCACAAACAGCAGAGGACCCAGAACACUUCCCUGUGGAACUCCUCAUGUUCUAGUUUGACUUGUAGAUGAUGUUGAACUCAGGAUCUCAGAUUCAGCAGCAGCGACAGUCUCACUUUGAACUCUUCUAAUGUUAUACUGCAAGCAGCUGUGUGAGAGAGGAUAUCAGGAUUAACUCUGUCAGGUUUAGUGAAGCCUGAUCACUCAGAGAAAGACUCAGGUGAACUAGAUUCAUGAUACAGGCCGCUUGACAAAUGCAUUGUUCAAAAGCAUGUUUUUGGUCCACAUGAAAGAUGAUAGUUCAGGUUGUGGCUUGAGUUCUGUUAUUGGUUUCAGAUGUGUUAGAUCAGGGCGACAUCUUUACUUUUUUAUUUACUACAUUGAAGUUCUUAAUAAACCUCUUACAAUCGA
Molecule: messenger RNA, 1243 nt
Organism: Micropterus dolomieu (smallmouth bass)
Lineage: Eukaryota; Metazoa; Chordata; Actinopteri; Centrarchiformes; Centrarchidae
Product: Fc receptor-like protein 5
Exons: 4
Biological process (GO): cell surface receptor signaling pathway
Molecular function (GO): transmembrane signaling receptor activity
Source: RefSeq, a predicted model, not a curated record